Messenger RNA from Glarea lozoyensis ATCC 20868, 558 nucleotides. RefSeq lists its product as uncharacterized. The transcript has 3 exons. NCBI's taxonomy places the organism in Eukaryota, Fungi, Ascomycota, Leotiomycetes, Helotiales, Helotiaceae. Gene Ontology annotation, biological process: eisosome assembly; protein localization to plasma membrane. The record is from RefSeq and is a predicted model, not a curated record. The coding region runs from base 1 to 558 and encodes 185 amino acids. Gene Ontology annotation, cellular component: eisosome; plasma membrane.
AUGAUUGUCACCUUGGCUGCUCGCGCCUUUCAGGCUCUCUUCUCCAUUGUAGUCCUCGGUCUCUCAAUUGCCCUACUCAAAGGCUGGGGACCCUUCUAUUCAUCAGAAGAGUUUCACAAAAAUGGUUCACCGCCUGCAAUCCAUGGAUAUGGUGCAUUCUGUGGAGGUGCUGCUCUUUUGGUCUCCAUAGUUGGAAUCGUUUCAUGCUUUUUCGAAGCACUUCAAGGCAUUGUUGUACUCGCCCUCGACGGGAUUGCUUGCUUGUUCGUCGUUGCGGGAGGCAUUGCAUUUGCAGUCAAAUCAGGAGUUGGAAGCUGCGAUGUCAGCAACCUUGAAUAUUUUGCUAAACAUCUGGACAUUUUCCAGGCCAGCCCCAACAAGGACUAUGGUCAGAAUGAGGAUAAGAUUGUAAAAAAAGGAUUGGAGGACAUUUCAGCCCGUUGCAGAAUGGUUCAAGCCGACACAGCAUUUCUCUGGUUUACUUUUGCAACAUUUCUUCUCACUGUCGGCCUUACAUUCUUUGCUAGAACCGGAAAGCGAAGCGGGACCAUUGUUUGA